Oryzias melastigma (Indian medaka) is the source of this 3030-nucleotide messenger RNA. RefSeq names its product RNA binding motif protein 5 (gene rbm5). NCBI's taxonomy places the organism in Eukaryota, Metazoa, Chordata, Actinopteri, Beloniformes, Adrianichthyidae. Gene Ontology annotation, molecular function: RNA binding. Gene Ontology annotation, cellular component: nucleus. Gene Ontology annotation, biological process: mRNA splicing, via spliceosome. The record is from RefSeq and is a predicted model, not a curated record.
UGCAUCAGAAAGUGCCCCGUUGCAUCUUGGGAUAAAGAAGGUGCUAGUAAUACGUACUGUUAGUCCUUCACUGUGAGAUGACGGUUUUUUUCUCCACAAUUUUGCAGACAUUCCUGUAAACAAUAAUAGUGGGUAUCUGAACGUUCAGCGUACACAUUACGAAGUUACGUGACUGAAACGUCCGUAAAGAAAAUGGGAGCUGACAAAAGGAUUGGCCGUACAGAACGUAGCGGCAGAUACGGGUCAGAACAGUCCCGCGAUGAGUCCGACUGGCGCGACAGACGUGAGCGAGACCAGGAUCGCGAUCACAACAUGCGCCGCUGGAGCGAAGAGAGGCGCUUUGAACGUUAUGAAGGAGACCGCAGAGGCACGAGGGACAGUCCAGAGCAAAGAGAAAGAAAACGUCGCAACAGCGAUAGAUCAGAGGAUGGCUAUCACUCCGAUGGUGAUUAUCCAGAUCAGGACUACAGAAGAGAACCAGGAGAGGACAAGAAGAGCAAGACCAUCAUGUUGGGAGGUCUCGCUCCUCAUGUGACUGAAGAGGAUAUCCGCUUUGCCAUAGAUCAGCUCGAAGGACCGCAGCCAGUUGAUGUCAGGCUGAUGAAAAAGAGAACAGGUAUAAGCCGUGGUUUCGCCUUCGUGGACUUUUAUCUCUUGCAAGAUGCUACCAGAUGGAUGGAGACCAAUCAGAAACGUCUGGUCAUCCAAGGGAAAGUGGUCGACAUGCAUUACAGUCACCCUAGAAACAAAUAUGAAGACUGGCUGUGCAGCACGUGUGGCUUGUACAAUUUCCGGAGGCGGCUGAAGUGCUUCAGGUGUGGCGCGGCCAAAUCUGAAAGUGAAGUGGCCAAUAACACGGCAGUGUCUGAAACCCAACCUAGUGGGGAUUUCUAUGGAGACACCAUUAUCCUGAGAAAUAUUGCUCCUCUGACCUCGGUGGAAGCCAUCCUGACAGCGUUAGCCCCGUAUGCUAAUCUGUCAACCAGCAACAUUCGCCUCAUCAAAGACAAGCAGACCGGCCAGAACAGAGGCUUUGCCUUCGUGCAGUUGUCGUCCCCUCUGGAGGCUUCCCAGCUGCUGACCAUCCUACAGGGGCUGCAGCCUCCUCUGAAACUAGACGGGAAAACCAUCGGGGUGGAUUUUGCAAAGAGUGCUAGAAAAGACCUGCUCCUGCCUGAUGGGAAUCGUGUCAGUGCCUUUUCUGUGGCGAGUACAGCGAUUGCUGCAGCCCAGUGGUCUUCCACUCAGCCUCAGCAGAGCUCAGACGGGAUGUCGGAGUACGCAUAUUUGCAGGAAGGCUACACUCCGAUGUCACAGGAUUACCAGACGUACUAUCACCAGGGAGCAGGAACCACCACCUCGCAGGGAAACGGACUCCUAGGAGCUGCUCCAGGAGUGAAGAUUCUUCCAGCUGCAGUUGGAGUUGUUCUAUCACAGAGUCCUCAAGUCUACCAGCCGCAUAUAAUCGCACAGCCUGCUGUGCAGGCACUACCACUCGCCCAACAGCUGGAUGUAAAACCCCAAAUACCACAUCUCCCAACCAUUGAAUCUGCAGCUGUGUCGGCUGCUGCUGCUGCUGCUGCUGCUGCUGGAAAUGCUGCCAGUACUUUACCAGCUACUGGACAGGCUGCAGAAACCAACAACUCGGUUCCUGACAUUUCCACCUAUCAGUACGACGAGUCGUCCGGAUAUUACUACGACCCUCACACGGGCCUCUACUACGACCCAAACUCACAUUAUUACUACAACGUCCAGACGCAGCAGUACCUCUACUGGGACACUGAGAAGCAGACGUACAUGCCGGCUCCCGCCAACGCCAGCACGGAACUCAACGAUAAAACGGCCGACGGCUCCGCGGCGAGCGGCAGCAAGGACGCCAAAGAGAAGAAGGAGAAGCCAAAGAGCAAAACUGCUCAGCAGAUUGCUAAAGACAUGGAGCGAUGGGCUAAAAGUCUAAACAAGCAGAAGGAGAACUUCAAGAGCAGCUUCCAGCCCAUCAGUCAAGAGGAGAGGAAGGAGGCGGCUGCUGCUGAUGCUGGAUACACACUGUUUGAGAAGAAGCAGGUGGGGCUCGACCGACUCAUCCAAGAGGCAUCGAGGAUGACUGAAGAGGAGGCCCCCACGAGCCUCGCCGGGGGCUCUAAGUGCGGCCUCGUGGCAGCUUACACCGGAGACAGCGACCCUGAAGAGGGAGGAGCCGACCCCGAUGGGGAGGGAGGCCAGGACAAGCUCACAGACUGGAAGAAGUUGGCUUGUUUGCUCUGCAGGAGGCAGUUUCCAAAUAAAGAGAGUUUAGUUCGACAUCAGCAGCUCUCUGACCUUCACAAGAAAAACUUGGAAGUUCUUCGCAGAUCCAAGAUGAGUGAAGCAGAGCUGGAAGAGUUGGAGCGAAAAGAGUCUGAGCAAAAGUACAGAGACCGAGCAGCAGAGAGGAGAGAGAAAUACGGCAUCCCAGAACCUCCAGUGGCUAAAAAGAAGAAAUUCAAUCAGCCGGCGCCUCCUGUUAACUAUGAACAGCCCACCAAAGACGGCCUCAGCAGUGACAACAUUGGGAACAAAAUGCUGCAGGCUAUGGGCUGGAAGGAAGGAAAAGGUCUCGGGCGCAACCAGCAGGGCAUCACGGCUCCCAUCGAGGCUAAGUUAAGAACAAAAGGAGCCGGACUUGGAACUAAAGGCACCAACUACACGCUCUCUCCUUCAGACACGUACAAAGAUGCAGUUAGGAAAGCCAUGUUUGCUCGCUUCACUGAGCUGGAGUGACGGCGGUCUUUGAAGGACUGCUGUCUGCCGCACAGGAAGCUGAACGACGGCGUCGUUUCCAUGUCCAGAGAGUAGAGAUUCUGCAGACAGAGAUACCAUGUAGGUAUUAAUUUAAUUUAGACAUUGUACAUAUGCACAGUGGGUGUCCUUCCUGAUUUACAUAGUUUUUUUCCUUUUAUAUUUGAUGUAUGAUUAUAAUUUUUGUCUUGACUGUACAGUUUAUACAGAAAUCUUGUGUAAUUAAGAAAAAAAUAAAUGAUGGGAUGUGAA